Messenger RNA from Aegilops tauschii subsp. strangulata, 1215 nucleotides. RefSeq lists its product as uncharacterized. The record is from RefSeq and is a predicted model, not a curated record. Gene Ontology annotation, biological process: response to singlet oxygen; singlet oxygen-mediated programmed cell death. Gene Ontology annotation, cellular component: thylakoid membrane. Lineage: Eukaryota; Viridiplantae; Streptophyta; Magnoliopsida; Poales; Poaceae.
CCCGUCUGUCUAAAAAAAACCACGCAGCCCGAUCCAGAGAUCCCCAACCUCCUCUCCUCUCCCAAUCCACUCGCCGCCGUCCUCCCUUCCACCUCCUCUCCUCCGUUCGUCCGCCCCAUGCCCCUGCCGUGUGCGCCACGCCGGCGGCCGCGCGCCCGCCGCUCCAUGUCUCGCGCCGCUGCCCGCCCCCGCCCCCUCCGCCACGCCGCCAGCUCCACCUCCGCUACGGCAUGCCGCUGCACCGCGGCCUCCUUACCCGCGGCAUCGGCAUCGGCGUGGGACUGGACCCGCUGGAGCUGGCACUUCGCGGAGGUGGACCAGGCCGAGAUCUACGCGUCCGUGCUGCGCUUCCAGCUGGAGGAGGCCGUGGAGGCCGAGGACUUCGCCGAGGCCGCCGCCCUCAAGCGCGCCCUCCUCGACGCCACCGCCGCCGACGCCGUCUCCUGCAUCAUGGCCGAGCUCAAGAGCGCCAUCGAGGAGCAGCGCUACCAGGACGCCUCCAGGCUGACCAAGCUCGUCGGAACCAGCCUGGUUUUGAGAUCUUUGCUUUCCCAUGCAACCAGUUUGGUGGGCAGGAACUUGGCAUUGAUAAGGAAAUUGUUCAGAUUGCGUGCAUGCCGAGUAUCUGAUUUCUGACAAGGGUUCUGGUAGCGACGAUGAUGGUCGUCGAGAGGUUCAUGGACUGGACGGUGUCGUGGCUACCGAUGUACAGAGAAGCGAAGCUGCUGCUCGUUCUCUACCUCUGUCACCCCAACACACGGAGUGCGGGGAGCGGGGCACGUGUACGAUGGCUUCCUCCGUCCGCUGGUGGCGAGGCACAAGGACGACAUCGACCGGUCCAGUUGGAGCUGAGGGCCAGAGCGAGGGACGUGACUGCGUUGCAACUCAAGGCUGCGGCUGUCGUCAGUCAGGUGUGGCUCUUCGAGGCUAUCUAAUAUGCUUCGUCGCAGCUGCAGGCCCGCGAGAUCAGGCCGGGCAGGCGCCGCACAUUGACGAGUGGUCCAAUUUUUGGAUCGGGCCAUAACAAGUUACGUAGGUAGUUGCUUAUGUAACUGUGCGAUAGAAUGGAAUUAUACAUGAGUUGCUGCUACAAGGACGAACGUAGUUGCUUAUGUAACUGCGAUAGAAUGAAAUUAUACAUGAGUUGCUGCUACAAUGAGGAACUGGAGAAGAUACGACAACUGUGUGAUAGAAUGAAUUUGGUUGUUUUUUUAA